CACCCCGCGAAGCGACCAUGGCCAUCCCUCCCCUCGCCGUCAGCGGGGUCGCCGUCGCCACCCUCGCCGUCCUCGGCCUCGCCGUCUUCGCCUGCCGGCGGUGGCGGCGGGGCGCGUCCCCCGCGCCCCCACCUCCCGCUUCCUCCCAGGAUGAUGAUAUUAACAUGCCUCUCAUAUCUGACAAUUUGGAUGACUAUUCAGUCUCGAGCAAUAGUAGUACUGUCGAUGAAUCAGGAAUUCGGAUUGAUAGGAUUAUCACUUCACCUAAGACUCAUGGCAUUGUUGGAAAAGGGGCAACCUAUCCCACUGAAUCUCAUGUUAUUGAAGGAGAAACUCAUGUAAUUGAUGUUACAAACAGUAAAACGGAAGAGCUCUAUUUGGGAAAUACGCUUAAGCGUCCAGCUGUGGCAAAUGGGCCAACACCUGAUGUGAAGCACAUAAGAAGGGAUUCUGGAGAGAGUAAUCACAAUGGCACCAUUCCUGACAUUAUAGUUGGAAGCAACCUAGCUUUGGAGGUCAUAGCUGGCCCAUCUCAUGGAAUAAACCACUAUAUGCAGUCAGGUAACAAGUCCAUGCUACCCGUGACUCUUGGAAGGGUUCCUCCAAGUCAUUUGGUGUUAAAGGACUCAGAGGUGUCAGGAAAGCAUGCACAGAUUGACUGGAAUGCAAAUAAACUCAAAUGGGAAAUUGUGGAUAUGGGUAGUCUAAAUGGAACAUUUUUGAAUUCCCGGUCAGUUAAUCAUCCUGAUGUUGGAUCUAGGCGUUGGGGUGAGCCUGCUGAACUUGCAGAUGGUGAUAUUAUAACACUUGGGAGUUCAUCAAAAGUAUCUGUCCAAAUUGAGCUACAAAACCAACAACCUGUAGGAGUUGGUAUAGCAUCUGAUCCAAUGACAGCCCGUCGAACUGGGAAGAAACUUCACAUGGAGGAUGUCAGCUGCUGCCAGUAUCCUCUUAUCGGUGUGGAAAAGUUUGGGCUAUUUGGCAUAUUCGAUGGCCAUGGAGGGGAUGGUGCUGCAAUAGCUGCCAGCAGGAUUCUUCCACAGAACAUUGCAAACAUUUUGUCUCAACAGGAAACAAAAGAAAGAGUUCUUUCAUGCCAUAGUGCUUCAGAUGUUCUUAGACAUGCCUUUGCAUUGACUGAAGCUGCACUCCAUCAUCAGUAUGAGGGCUGCACAGCAACUAUCCUUCUGAUUUGGUUCGACCAGAACGAAGAUUGCUUCGCCCAAUGUGCUAAUCUUGGUGACUCAGCUUGUAUUAUGAGUGUCAACGGGGAAAUAAUUACAAUGACCGAGGAUCAUCGAGUAGUCAGUACAACAGAACGAGCCCGGAUGGCAAAUUCAGGACAACCCCUGAAAGACGGUGAAAGCCGUAUAUGUGGACUAAAUCUUGGCAGGAUGCUUGGGGACAAGUUUUUAAAGGAACAAGAUUCACGGUUCAGCUCUGAACCAUAUGUGAGCCAGGCAGUUCGCAUGACAAAAGCAUGCUUAGCCUCUGCCCUUAUUGCUAGCGACGGGCUAUGGGAUGUUAUUAGCGCUAACAGGGCAGCGCAGCUUGUCCUUGAGGGUAAGCAGAAGUACAGCGAGCAGAAAACUUCAGCAGAUAAAGUAGCACAUCAUGUGUUAAGUGAAGCUAGGAAAUUGCGAACCAAGGACAACACAUCAGUAAUAUUUGUAGACCUGGACACUCUGAGAAGUGAUCCCUGAUCCUGAAUCCCCAAUUGCUUUUGUCAGGUCCGGAGAUCGUCCUACCUGCUGCUCGAACAGUUGAACAACACUAUUUCUUUUGUUUCACUGGUAGUUAAUAUCCUUUGUCAAAGUUGAGCCAGGUGCUCCGGUGUUGCAGAGGAUGAAUGCUACAGUUCUCCUUGUAUGCAAAUACCCAGGGAGCCCCUUGUGCGGUUAUGCCUGUAAAUUGUGAGUGAAUUGGUUAAAAGAAAUGUUUAUGAACUUUAAAUUCUGGAGUUCCAUCACAUGGUUGGUCAGGAAAA
This is a messenger RNA of Oryza sativa Japonica Group (Japanese rice), 1987 nucleotides long. Its product is annotated as protein phosphatase 2C 70. Gene Ontology annotation, molecular function: protein binding; cation binding; protein serine/threonine phosphatase activity. The record is from RefSeq and is a predicted model, not a curated record. Gene Ontology annotation, biological process: protein dephosphorylation. Lineage: Eukaryota; Viridiplantae; Streptophyta; Magnoliopsida; Poales; Poaceae.